AUGGCCCCGAGGAAGCGUCACACGCCAACAACGGUCAACGAUGAGGCCCCAAAGAAACAACGACGGGUUAGAGAAGACUACCAUGAGAUGAUUGUUACACAACCAGCUCCAGCCAAGCAGCCGAAGAGAGUAGUACAAACCCGUGCAACACCAGCCGUGAAACAGGCAAAGCAGGUAUCACUGAGAUCGCGGAAGGGACCACGCGGUCAACGUCAAGAACAAACGCCGCAGUCUGAGAGAUCACUGAUGAGCUCCCCAACCGAAUCCGAGAUCAACGUCAUCGAGCCAGCAUCAUUCAUCGACGAACAGUCGAGAGAAGGAACAACCAACACCAAUGGAAGACAAGUCGACGGCGAUCAGUUAGGUACUGUGUUAAGAGAACAUGCGAGCGCACAAUCGAAUCCGAUAAAAAAUGUGAUAUUACAAUUGUCACAAACAUUGAUUAACACGAUGAACGCGAUCCGCGAAGGUGCUACAGAUGGUAGGAGCUCACGAGCUUCUGAAAACGUAGACUUUGAUAAAAAGUUACCGGAAUUCUCGGGAAAACCCCUACAAUGGAUGCACUUCGUCAAAAUGUACGCUAAAUCGGAAGCUAGCUUUAGCGAUCGUCGGAAUAUCGGACGGCUUGACAAAGCGUUAAAGGGCAAGGCGUACGAACUUGUGAGGACGCUCUUAGCAACGACCGAUAACCCGAGAGACGUCAUACGCGAAUUAGAGAACCAUUUUGGCCAAUCUUCGCUCAUCGCUGCAGAUAUCGUCAGAGAUCUGCAUAGCUUACCGAGUUUGAAAACGAGCAUGAAAGGUUUAGCGUUUUUCGCAACACAAUUGAAGAGCGGCGUUGAUACCUUCAAAAUUCUCAAGCUGAGCGGAUAUCUCCAUAGCCUCGAUUUAUUAUCUAGUGUAGCCAAGAAAAUACCGGAGUCGCUACAAUCAGCUUUCAAUCGGUUCGUGAACGAGGAACUCCGUGAACAUGGUGAUCUAUCGCCGUUAGAGAAGUUAGCGAAAUUCAUAGCGAGAGAGUCGGAGCUCAACAUACGCGCGGGCGUAUUUGACAUCAAUACUUCUGCCAAUGACGACGGCACUUCAAAGAAGUUGACGAGAGGUGCGAGAGGCGGUAUCAUCUGUGCGGCGGUCGACCUAGUAGGCGAGAAAGAGGACGGAACAACUGUCGAUUCAUCGGACAAAUGCGGCUAUUGCGGUAGACGCAGUCGUCGUGUGAGAGAAUGUCGCGAUUUCUUACAUGAAAGCACGAAGCGUCGGUGGUUUUUAGCUAAGAAGAUGGGGGUUUGCUACAAGUGUUUCGAGAACGGGCACUCACGAUCAGAAUGUAGCUCCAGGACCGUCUGUGAUGUGUGCCGCAAGCACCACCAUACCUUCUUACACUUCCACAAUCGGAGCGACAAUCGAGACCAAGUUGAUCGCAGGGACGAGCGUGAACGUUCGAAUCGCAAGGAACAAUGGUCGUUUGGAGAACAACAAAUCGAACACGCGCUUAUCAUCCCAUCAUUGAACCUGCCGCUACAAUCACUGUCGAAGGAACUCGCCCGACGCGUGCGAGAAAAGGAAAAUAUAGAAAUAUUACCCUAUCACGACGCGCCCCUGCACAUUUUGAUCGGACAAGACAACUGGCGCCUAUUAGAGAGCGACAAUGUAAGGAAAUUAGAUGGAAAAGGUCUUAUCGCGACGCACUCACUACUCGGCUGGUCGGUACACGGUUACGUCGAGGACCGGGAAGGCACGGAUAUCAUCACGUCGGUUACAACCACGUGUGUUAUCGAAGAUGAACCCGAAAGAUCCGCGGAACUUGAGCAACAAAUUAGGAACUAUCUAGAGUUAGAGAAUCUUGGCGUGGUGAAAUUGGACCAAAAGGAUGUAAAGAAUGAACGCGCAUGGGCGAUCUUAGAGGCGACUUCACGAAUAAGGGGUUGCGAAUGGGAAACAGGUUUGCUCUGGAAAUCGGGUUUGAUGCCGGACGUAAAUAGUAAGGCGACAGCGCUCAAACGGCUGUAUGCGCUUGAAAGAAAGCUCGACAGGAAUCCAGAAUUCGCAGAACGAUAUUACGCCGAGAUGGAGCGAUUCAUUGCAAACGGGUACGCGGAAAAGGUCGAAAAACACGUCAAGAGACCAAGGAGAUGGUACCUACCGCAUCAUGGCGUGGAAAAUGCGAACAAACCCGGGAGAACUCGCAUGGUACAUGACGCGGCUGCAACGACAAACAGUAUAUCGCUUAAUUCGUUACUGGAACCCGGCCCGGAUUUGUUAAAGUCACUGCUUGGGGUGCUACUCCGUUUUCGUCAAUUUCUUGUCGCUGUAAAAGGGGAUAUCAAAGACAUGUUCCUCAGAAUUAAAGUAAUAGAGCGAGAUCGCGGCGCUUUGAGCUUUUUGUGGCGUGGUAGAGAUCGUACUUGCACGCCAGAGACGUGGGAGAGUACAGGCUUGAUUUUCGGAGCGACAUCGUCUCCAACUAGCGCUAUAUACAUAAAAAAUUGGAACGCGCGACAAUUCUCGGAUUUGAAACCCGAAUCCGUGAAGAGUAUAAUAGAAAAUAGUUAUAUGGAUGAUUAUUUGGCAUCCGGGAAGUCCGUCGAAGAAAUGCGAGAACGUGUUCGCGAUGUAAUCGAAAUAAACAAGGAGUCCAACUUUCACAUGCACGGAUGGGCGUCGAAUGAACCAAGCGUUGUCGCGGAUGUACUCGAUAAUAAUAGAUUAGGUAGAAGAGAACAGGCAAACCUCUGCAACAACGAAGAAAAGGUUUUAGGCCUUUAUUGGGACUGUAGCAAGGACACCUUUAGAAUCAACAUCAGUCUAAAUAAAGUUCGCCUGGAAAUACGACAAGGAAAAGAACGGCCGACGAAACGCCAAUUCUUCGGAAUUACAAUGUCCGUGUACGAUCCACUCGGGCUUAUCGCGCCGUUUACAUUAUAA
Molecule: messenger RNA, 2925 nt
Organism: Phymastichus coffea
Lineage: Eukaryota; Metazoa; Arthropoda; Insecta; Hymenoptera; Eulophidae
Exons: 2
Coding region: 1-2925 (974 amino acids)
Molecular function (GO): nucleic acid binding; zinc ion binding
Source: RefSeq, a predicted model, not a curated record